CACAGUUUGUGUGUGUGAGUGUGUGUGAAUCACAGGGAAUACCUCUGUGGAUGGGGGAGGGAUUAACAGAGAGAGGUAUAAUUACAGUAACAGAGCAGAGAGGCAGAGCAGAGUGACCCUGCACACAGUGUUCAUUCAGCUCAGACCACAAAACUCUCAGGACCAGAACCGUCAACAAGCAUUAGGACCAGGUCUGCAGUACCUUAGAGAUCCAAAGACCAGCCCAAGGAUCAGAACACCAGUCUACUGCUCCCCUGUGAACUCUGCUGACAAUCGGUGAGGAUUUCUAAGUUCUACGUGUUUCUGUUGCAUCUCCUCACUCCUCUCAAACAUCAGAUGGAUUCUACUGGACUCUCCUUAGUCCUAGUCUGAGGUCUUGAACUGUUCACCAGCUGCUUCCUGUUUCUGAAUUUAGACCAGCUGUCUCUCACUCAGAGACUCCUCAAACAGUACUGAUAUUGUCUUUACUGUGAAACUAUUGGAGCACCAUGUCGUCUCAGUUUUCUGUGCUCUUCUUCAUGGCGGUCGGUGUUCUCGCCGACGCCUCUCCGACCAUCGCUCCUGCUUUUGAGGUUGAUGUGGCAUCUCGGCUUCAGGAGGUUGCACCAUCUUCAGACUGUCCGUCCUGCUCUCUGCUUCAGAUGAGGAUAAAUUCAUCUUCACCAGGAGGACAAAGCGACAUGGUGGAGGCUGUGAAGCGUCACAUUCUCAAUAUGCUGCACCUGAGCACUCGGCCUAACCUGACACAGCCGGUCCCUCGCGCAGCUUUGCUCAACGCCAUCAAGAAGCUGCACGUUGGCCGUGUGGCCAAAGACGGAAGCGUGGAGAUCCAGGAGAUGGGGAGGGGGCCCUGGGCCCAAACACCACCUCAUCCUCCGUCUGAAAUCAUCACCUUUGCAGAGCCAGGAGACUUGGUGAGCACGGUAACCUUUGACAUUUCGAAGGAGGGCACCAGCUUGUCGGUUGUGGAACAGGCAAAUGUCUGGAUCUUUCUUAAGAUAUCCACUGCAAACCGAGGAAAAGGCAAAGUGAUGCUUCGGCUGCUACAGCUUCCAUAUGAGGAUGUUGGUGAGAAGGAGGAGUGUGUUUCAGAGAAGAUGGUGGACACUCGUCGUAGUGGCUGGCACACACUCACCGUCUCCCGCACUGUUCAGGCCCUGCUGGAAGGAGGCAGAAGCUUGCUCAGCCUGCGGGUCUCCUGCACGCUGUGCACCGAGGCUGGAGCUUCUCCGGUCCUGAUGCCUGCCAUGGGCGAGCACCCGACUGGGAGGUAUCAGUCCCACCGGCCGUUUCUCAUGGUGGUCUUAAGAGCUGAAGAAGAAGCGACUCAGCGACGAGUCAAACGAGGUCUGGAGUGCGACGGGAAAAUCCGCGUCUGCUGCAAACGACAGUUUUAUGUGAAUUUCAAAGAUAUUGGCUGGAACGACUGGAUUAUCGCUCCGUCUGGUUACCAUGCCAACUACUGUGAGGGUGAAUGUCCAAGCCACAUGGCGAGCUUCAGUGGUUCAUCCCUAUCCUUCCAUUCAACGGUCAUUAACCAUUAUCGAAUGAGAGGCUACAGUCCGUUUCAGAACAUGAAGUCGUGCUGCGUGCCGACGAGGCUGCGAGCAAUGUCGAUGCUUUACUACAACGAGGAGCAGAAAAUCAUCAAGAAGGACAUCCAGGACAUGAUCGUGGACGAGUGCAGUUGCUCGUAAGCACUCACGCAGACAUAAAAAACAGUUCCUGCUUCCUGCAAGAGAAACAUCAGUCCAGCACUUUCCCAGUAAAGAUGAAGUAUUUAUAAUUAGUGACGAGCCAUAGUAGUUCAUAUGGGGAGAGACUCUUUUCCACAUUGGAACGACAUGAGAAAACAGCUCCUGCAAUGUCUACAUGUAUAUGUGAGAUCUGUCUAAUGUUUUCUAUUGAUACGGUUCACCCUGUGUAAAGAUGUGUGAUGCUGUUGAGAUGCUUGAAAGAAAAGUGUUAAACUGGCUGUUGGAGCCAAACAUUAUGAUUAUGAACAUAAUAGUAUUGUUAUAUAAGUUGACUGUUGGUAGUUCCACACAUUCCUGGUACAUUUUUAGACUCAGAAGGAAGCCAAAGACACAAAUGAGGAAAGUCUGAUUGAAUUAGACGAGGUGUCAGUUAACAAGCUAUGACUAAAUUAACUUGAUGUGUAUGUUAACGAGCUCUGAAUGAAUUAACUGCACCAUGUGGGAGUUAACAAGCUCUGAGUAAAUUUACUGGACCAUGCAUCAGUUAACAAGCUCUGAUUAAGUUAACUAAACAAUGUCAGUUAACAAGUUGUGAAUAAAUGAACUGGACGUUGUGUGAGUAAACAAGCUGUCAAUAAAUUAACUCAUCAUUU
Molecule: messenger RNA, 2350 nt
Organism: Gasterosteus aculeatus aculeatus (three-spined stickleback)
Lineage: Eukaryota; Metazoa; Chordata; Actinopteri; Perciformes; Gasterosteidae
Gene: inhbab
Product: inhibin subunit beta Ab
Cellular component (GO): extracellular region
Molecular function (GO): hormone activity; cytokine activity; growth factor activity
Source: RefSeq, a predicted model, not a curated record